Messenger RNA from Selaginella moellendorffii, 450 nucleotides. RefSeq names its product putative glycine-rich cell wall structural protein 1. The transcript has a single exon. NCBI's taxonomy places the organism in Eukaryota, Viridiplantae, Streptophyta, Lycopodiopsida, Selaginellales, Selaginellaceae. The record is from RefSeq and is a predicted model, not a curated record. The coding region runs from base 1 to 450 and encodes 149 amino acids.
AUGAAGACAGUGGCAAUGAAGACAGUGGCGGUGGCUCUCCUUGUGCUGGUGGUUUUGGAAGGGAUAGAGUGCCGUAAGCAGCUGGAAUGGGAAGACGAAGCUCAAGCUCGAACUGGAUUUCCAGCUGGAGGUUUCGUUCCAGCACCUCGUCCGAGGAAGAACUCUCAUCACCACGGCUCCCACGGCCACACUCCAGACGGCUCUUCUUACGGUUCCAGCAGUGGAAGUUACAGUGGCGAUGGUAGUGCGAGCGGCUAUGGCUCUGGAUACGGUGGUGGCCCUGGCGGAGGCAGUGGCUCCGGCUAUGGCUAUGGAUCCAGCUCGGGCUCUGGGAGUACUGGCUAUGGCUAUGGAAGUGGCCAAGUUCCUGGGGCUGGUAGCUCAAGCGAAGACGAGUCCCACUUUCCAGGUGGAGUGCCACCCCUGCCAGAAAUGCCUGGGUUUGUUUAG